AUGGGUCCCACCCCUGGAUCCCAGCCCCUGGAUCCCACCCCUGGAUCCCGGCCCCUGGAUCCCACCCCUGGGUCCCAGCCCCUGGAUCCCACCCCUGGAUCCCACCCCUGGAUCCCGGACCCUGGAUCCCACCCCUGGAUCCCACCCCUGGGUCCAGCCCCUGGAUCCCAGCCCCUGGGUCCAGCCCCUGGAUCCCACCCCUGGGUCCAGCCCCUGGGUCCAGCCCCUGUAUCCCACCCCUGGGUCCAGCCCCUGGGUCCAGCCCCUGGAUCCCACCCCUGGAUCCCAACCCCUGGAUCCCACCCCUGGAUCCCGGACCCUGGAUCCCACCCCUGGGUCCAGCCCCUGGAUCCCAGCCCCUGGGUCCAGCCCCUGGGUCCAGCCCCUGGAUCCCACCCCUGGGUCCAGCCCCUGGAUCCCACCCCUGGGUCCAGCCCCUGGGUCCAGCCCCUGGAUCCCGCCCCUGGGUCCAGCCCCUGGAUCCCGCCCCUGGGUCCAGCCCCUGGAUCCCGCCCCUGGGUCCAGCCCCGGAUCCCACCCCUGGGUCCAGCCCCUGGAUCCCACCCCUGGAUCCCACCCCUGAAUCCCACCCCUGGGUCCAGCCCCUGGGUCCAAGCCCCUGGAUCCCACCACUGGAUCCCGGCCCCUGGAUCCCACCCCUGGGUCGAGUCCCUGGAUCCCAGCCCCUGGGUCCAGCCCCUGGGUCCGGCACCUGGAUCCCACCCCUGGGUCCAGCCCCUGGAUCCCACCCCUGGGUCCAGCCCCUGCGUCCAGCCCCUGGAUCCCGGCCCCUGGAUCCCACCCCUGGAUCCCACCCCUGGGUCCAGCCCCUGGAUCCCGGCCCCUGGAUCCCACCCCUGGGUCCAGCCCCUGGAUCCCACCCCUGGAUCCCACCCCUGGGUCCAGCCCCUGGAUCCCGGCCACUGGAUCCCACCCCUGGAUCCCACCCCUGGGUCCAGCCCAUGGGUCCAGCCCCUGGGUCCCACCCCUGGGUCCCAGCCCCUGGAUCCCACCCCUGGAUCCCAGCCCCUGGAUCCCACCCCUGGAUCCCACCCCUGGGUCCAGCCCCUGGGUCCAGCCCCUGGAUCCCACCCCAGGGUCCAGCCCCUGGAUCCCACCCCUGGGUCCAGCCCCUGGAUCCCGGCCGCUGGAUCCCACCCCUGGAUCCCACCCCUGGGUCCAGCCCCUGGGUCGAGCCCCUGGAUCCCACCCCUGGGUCCAGUCCCUGGAUCCCGGCCCCUGGAUCCCACCCCUGGAUCCCACCCCUGGAUCCCGGCCCCUGGAUCCCACCCCUGGAUCCCACCCCUGGGUCCAGCCCCUGGAUCUAGGCCCCUGGAUCCCACCCCUGGGUCCAGCCCCUGGAUCCCGGCCCCUGGAUCCCACCCCUGGGUCCAGCCCCUGGAUCCCGGCCCCUGGAUCCCACCCCUGGGUCCAGCCCCUGGAUCCCACCCCUGGGUCCAGCCCCUGCGUCCAGCCCCUGGAUCCCACCCCUGGGUCCAGCCCCUGCGUCCAGCCCCUGGAUCCCGGCCCCUGGAUCCCACCCCUGGGUCCAGCCCCUGGAUCCCGGCCCCUGGAUCCAGCCCCUGGAUCCCACCCCCGGGUCCAGCCCCUGGGUCCAGCCCCUGGGUCCCACCCCUGGGUCCCACCCCUGGGUCCCAGCCCCUGGAUCCCACCCCUGGAUCCCACCCCUGGAUCCCGGCCCCUGGAUCCCACCCCUGGGUCCAGCCCCUGGGUCCAGCCCCUGGGUCCCACCCCUGGGUCCAGCCCCUGGGUCCAGCCCCUGGGUCCCACCCCUGGGUCGAGCCCCUGGAUCCCACCCCUGGGUCCAGUCCCUGGAUCCUGGCCCCUGGAUCCCACCCCUGGAUCCCACCCCUGGGUCCAGCCCCUGGAUCCCACCCCUGGGUCCAGCCCCCGGGUCCCGGCCCCUGGAUCCCACCCCUGGGUCCAGCCCCCGGGUCCCGGCCCCUCAGUUUGACUUUCACCUGA
Pristis pectinata (smalltooth sawfish) is the source of this 1986-nucleotide messenger RNA. Its product is annotated as basic proline-rich protein-like. The transcript has a single exon. The coding region runs from base 1 to 1986 and encodes 661 amino acids. The record is from RefSeq and is a predicted model, not a curated record. Lineage: Eukaryota; Metazoa; Chordata; Chondrichthyes; Rhinopristiformes; Pristidae.